Messenger RNA from Daucus carota subsp. sativus, 1496 nucleotides. Its product is annotated as mannan endo-1,4-beta-mannosidase 5. The record is from RefSeq and is a predicted model, not a curated record. Bases 164 to 1411 code for a protein of 415 amino acids. The transcript is spliced from 4 exons. Lineage: Eukaryota; Viridiplantae; Streptophyta; Magnoliopsida; Apiales; Apiaceae. Gene Ontology annotation, molecular function: mannan endo-1,4-beta-mannosidase activity.
GAACCUGCACUAAUAUUCCUUCCCAACUCCAUAUAAAUAGUCCCAUCCCCAACUCCUUGUUCGAUCACAAGCUACCAAUAACUACUUCUAGCUAUACAAGUACUUAACUAGUUAUCUCAAAAUACAUCGAUCCUCUCUAGCUAGCUGAUUAGAGACACUCCCAAUGGCUUGUUCUAGCAAAAUGAUCACUACUUUUGCCCUACUUUGUCUCUCCUUAUCACUCGUCUCUAAAGCUAUAGACGUCGAUAGUGGGGAUAAUACACGAGGAUUUGUUAGAGUAAAGGGCUCCCAGUUUAAACUCAACGGCUCUCCUUUUUUCUUUAAUGGUUUUAACUCUUACUGGUUGAUGACUGUUGCCGCAGACCCUAGUAUGAGGUACAAAGUAACCGAAGUCUUCCGAGACGCCUCCACGGCGGGCAUGUCUGUUUGCCGGACGUGGGCCUUUGCCGAUGGAGGUAGUAAUGCACUCCAGAUAUCACCCGGCACUUAUGAUGAACGUGUUUUUCAGGGUUUGGAUUUCGUGAUUUCUGAGGCUCGAAGAUUCAACAUUUACUUGAUAUUAAGUUUCGCAAACAACUACAAGGACUAUGGAGGGAGACCACAAUAUGUUCAGUGGGCUCGAAAUGCUGGAGUGCUUUUAAACAACGAUGACGAUUUCUAUACACAUCACAUUGUUAAAGGUUACUACAGGAACCACGUCCAGAGAGUGAUGACGAGAAUCAACACCAUAACGAAAAGGGCCUACAAGGAUGAUUCCACAAUCAUGUCAUGGGAGCUUAUCAAUGAACCUCGUUGCGACGUCGAUUACUCUGGCCGAACAGUCAACGGCUGGGUUCAAGAAAUGGCGAGUCUCGUGAAAUCGAUCGACAAGAAGCACUUGUUGACGAUCGGGAUGGAAGGCUUCUACGGGGACACGAUGCCUGAGAAGAAACAGUUCAAUCCGGGCUAUCAAGUCGGGACUGAUUACAUCAGCAACCAUCUCAUCAAAGAAAUCGACUUCGCCACCAUACACGCCUACCCUGAUAUAUGGUUGGCCAACCAAAAUGAAGCUGCACAAAUGGCCUUCAUGGGAAGAUGGAUGCAGAGCCACCAUACCGACGCCAAGACCAUUCUGAAGAAGCCGCUCGUCAUAGCUGAAUUCGGGAAAUCAAGUAAGGACCCGGGUUUCAGUUUAGGGUCGAGAGAUGUUUACAUGGGCGCGGUGUAUACGUACAUUUACAGAAGUGCUAGACAUGGUGGUGCCCUGGGCGGCGGCCUGGUGUGGCAAAUACUGGCUCGAGGAAUGCAGCAAUAUGGCGAUGGUUAUGAGAUCGUCUUGGCUGAAAAUCCGACUACAGGCAGUGUGAUUUCGAGACAAUCUCAUGCCAUGAGCACUUUAUCUCAUUUGGUCAGCACAGCUUAUGAAAACUAAUCAUCCUUAUUAAAGAGUAAAAAACUACAUAUAUACUAGCAAUUAGUAAAAAUAUUGUUAAUUCAAUAAAUUCAUAAUUUCAAUA